Messenger RNA from Moneuplotes crassus, 779 nucleotides. The record is from the annotation of a GenBank genome assembly. NCBI's taxonomy places the organism in Eukaryota, Ciliophora, Spirotrichea, Euplotida, Euplotidae.
GUUAAUUAAUAAAUUACAAGCAAUGGUAAAAAAAGAAUCUAAGUACAAGACAAAUAAGAAGGUUUCUAAGAAACCUACACAAGAAACUAAAAAACAUAAUGCUGAUCAUAAGGCAGCACAAAAACUCCCAGAUAGCAUCGGUCAUAUCGGAGAUGGACUAGGCGAUAAGAAAAUUAUUCAGUCAAUCGAUGAAAUUACAGGAUCCACAUGUCUUAAAGUCUAUACUGACAACUCCCACUAUGAAGUCAUUGACAAGAAGAGUCAAAGAAAGAAGAAGAACAGGACUAAGAAAGCAGGCUUAAGUGAUGAGGAGGACAAGUAUGAAGGCUCUAAGGAAGCUCAUGAAGAAUAUCCAAAAUAUAAAGUUCAAACUCUGCAAGACCAUAAAAAUGAGAAUCCUGAGAUUGAUCAAGAUUCUGAAGAGUAUGCUUACCAGCAGAAACUGAUUAACAAAGAGAAUACCAAAAAGAAGAAGAAAAGCAUGUUUCUUGAAGGAAAUCCCAAUCAUAUGUUAGAUCAAGUUGAUAUGUCAGAUGCAUUCGAAAAUUCUGAAAAGGAAGUUCAUAAUAUGGGUGGUAUGGAUGCAGGGAAGAAGGAAACUCUUUCUGACUCUGAUGAGCAAUCCGAUAAGCAUUAUGGCAUCAAAAAUAAGAACCGUACAAGGAAGAAAAACACUCAUAAGAAAAUAAUAAAAGCUGAAACUUCAAAAGGACUUGAAUAUUUCCAUGCUAAAUCUUAGAUUCUCUAGCAGCUAAAACAAUGUGUUUAAAUCUAAUCAU